UAUUGUCAAAACGCGGACAUUUUUUUUAAACGAAUCGACAGUCAAUAAAAACCGUGAUAAAUAAAUAAAUACAAAUCCAGUUAAGGAUUAUUUUCAAAUCCUUGCUAUUCGACGUUGAAGUUCACAUUAUUGGCACAAUGGUGGAAUGUUCGCUGUGCUCGUUAUUGAAUUUUUUAUUCAAUUGCAUCUAUCAUGUGAUCGGUUGCGCUUUGGAGUAUCCGCUCGUGGUGAUGGCGCUUAGUUUUCUAAUCGCGCUGGUUUUCGUAACGAAUAUUUAUGCGGCAAAAUUAAUUUGUGAUUUUCGUUGCCCGUUACGGGGCGGCACAGCAGGCAGUGGAGGCAGCUGUAGAGCAGAUACGUGUGCGGGUGGAAGUGAGUCGGCGAAUUUCGAUUAUGGACCAGAUAAUGGUCCCCACAAUUGGUGCUGCUCAGACACAAAUCAAUCGCCUAUAAAUAUUAUCGAUAGUAAUGUGCAAAAAUUUCCCAUACGUGAAUUACUGUGCUGGAAUCACUAUGAUGAUUUGCCCGAUGGUAUUAUGCUGGAAAAUACUGGCCAUACAGUUAUGCUGCGCGCCUGUUAUUCAGGCAACACACCCACAGUGAGCGGUGCUGAUCUUCUGGCUUGUUACACUUUUGUUGAGCUGUGCUUUCGCUGGAGUCUACUAAGCAACGAUGGAUCAGAACAUAUGUUGAAUUAUCGCAAGUUUCCGUUGGAGUUACAGGCCAUGCAUCGCACUGGCCCCUCCGGCGACUGUACAUCUAGCUAUGAUAUACUGAUGAUUGGCUACUUCUUUGAGGUUUCAUCGAACAAUCCCUAUUUGGAUCCGCUUGUACAAAAUUUACAUCGUAUACAGAAGCCUGGUUCCAAAAUUGAAAUCCCACCAUUUCCACUCUCUUACCUCUGCUAUCAAUUUCGUACUGGCUUCUACAGCUACGGUGGCUCAUUGACUGAACCACCUUGUUAUCAGGGCGCUGAAUGGUUUCUCUUUCCCGAAGCCUUGGCGAUUAGCGAACGUCAGUUGAACGAAUUUCGCCAUUUGCUCUCGAAAGACGGCAAAACACGCAUUCUCCGCAAUUCACGUCCUGUCCAGAAUAUCAAUUGUACACGUGUGGUCAACUUAAACCAAUAUAACCCCCUCGACGCUUGCCAGAUGGAGCCGCCUGAGUGUGAGGUGCAGGCUGAGGAUGUGGAGAGUUUUCAAUAGAAGUUGCGCGCAAGAAAGAAAAAUAUCCUGUGGCCAUUGCAAUUGCAAUUUGUAUAUUUGUAAAUUUAUUUUACGAAUGAAAAAUAUACACUUGUACAGUUUAUAUCUGUAAAUACA
Messenger RNA from Anastrepha obliqua, 1322 nucleotides. Its product is annotated as carbonic anhydrase 1-like. The record is from RefSeq and is a predicted model, not a curated record. Lineage: Eukaryota; Metazoa; Arthropoda; Insecta; Diptera; Tephritidae. Gene Ontology annotation, cellular component: cytoplasm. The coding region runs from base 138 to 1205 and encodes 355 amino acids. The transcript is spliced from 4 exons. Gene Ontology annotation, molecular function: carbonate dehydratase activity; zinc ion binding.